Messenger RNA from Iphiclides podalirius (scarce swallowtail), 660 nucleotides. NCBI's taxonomy places the organism in Eukaryota, Metazoa, Arthropoda, Insecta, Lepidoptera, Papilionidae. The record is from the annotation of a GenBank genome assembly.
AUGAUGAGUCUCACUGACCCUAGGUCUUGUUUGCAGGGCGUAGCAGUGUCACCGUGUGCCUGGGGCAAGCAUGUAGUGUUCGCCGGCUCGGAGACUAUAACAAUGGCCGAAAUGCUGGGAGCGGAGACCAUCGACUGCUUCGAAUACGACAUCAAGGUGCCGGAGAUCGUGACCACGGACGAGAUGGCCGAGUCCGGGUACCAGGAGGGCUCCGAGACGAGCUUCGGGGACGCGAAGGAGGGGUUCGGCGGGGAGGGGUUCGGCGGGGAGGGGGACUCGGACAGCGGCGUGGACGGCGUCAGCAGCGGCUGCAGCACGGUCGACGACUGCCCCGUGGUGUCGAUAAACGACGUGGUGGCGUACUACGACGUGAGGCCGCGGCGGCGCCACGUGCCCCAGCUCAACUUCUACCACGUGGACAUCGAGAGGAUGGCGAUGGACGCUGUUGUUCAGUUACCGCCACAAGGGGCAUCUGGGCAACGGGUAGCAUUAGAUAACGUCUUGAAACAAAGCGACUCAGGCAUCAGCGACGCUCAAAGAGAAAGGCGCGCCGCGUUUUGCAACCUACCCUGCGCUUGCGUCACUUUUGCUCUAAUAACUUUCGCAUACGGAUCCGAACCGCGCAGGGCUGUAUCUCGCAUCGAUUGUGCUGUUACGCCG